Molecule: messenger RNA, 509 nt
Organism: Spirodela intermedia
Lineage: Eukaryota; Viridiplantae; Streptophyta; Magnoliopsida; Alismatales; Araceae
Source: the annotation of a GenBank genome assembly
AUGGCUCGUGUCCAAGUGUUCCCCGUCGUCUUCCUGCUCGUUAUGGUCAUCUCGCUGCUCAGUACCACAAGUAAUCCUCUAUUCCAUCCAUUGGGGAUCACUCGGGAGUAAUUUCAUCCAUCUAGGAUUUUAGCAUAUUAGAAUAAUCUUUUGUAGUUGAACUAAACUAAAUCUGUGCGUACACGGUUCUUCCUUGUUGUGAAUUGAUCAUUUAACAAGUAAUUAAUGAUCCUCAACUAAAGCAUAAUGUUCGUAACAUCGCUAUCUGUGCCGAUGGGUUUCAUAAAAGUUCGUAUGAUUCCAUGACACUAUUUUUUUACGUUGACGUAGGUUCUGCUCGAGAGUUAUCGCAGACUGUGGAAGCGGCUAAGAACCUCUGCGGCUCGGACAUAGGGUUCUGUAUAUUCGAUACGUCAUGCUCACAGAGGUGCAAAAGGUUGGGUUACCUUCGUGGAGAUUGCCGGGGCAUUUUUCCCCGUCGAUGCAUCUGUUACAAGCGAUGCCCAUAG